CUACCAUUAUGCUUUAGAUAGAUAUACAGGACAUGUACAGGACAUAACAUAACACAUAACACGCAUGUGUCUUGACACACGGAGGAAAGUGAAUGGCCGUUCGGGGCACCACACACCAACAAAGAGCGCCACACACGCAUGGAUGCAGCCUCCCUCGCCCAUCCAUCCAUCCAUCCGUCCACUCAUCGUCUAUACAUCAUGUGAGCAGCUGUUCAGCUGAGUUGUAGAGCGAGCCGAUAGUGUAGCCAGCGAAACGGGAGAACCGCAGGCCUGCAGGGGAGGGAGCGAGGGAGGGAGCGAAACAAGUUGUGGAUGGAUGGAUGGCUGGAUGGAUGUGUGUGUGCGUCCGCUGUUGUCUGUCUGUCGUACCUGCACUUCGUGCGUGGUUGCCUUUCCGGUCGGUGCCGGCCCAUGUGAUGAAGAUCUGCACGCACCACGGCACACACACAGACAUACAUCAAUGGUGACCUGCCCGCUAUGGGACGAUAACAGCUGGCCACCUUGAGGUUGUCCGAUUUGUCCCAAUUCUGCCCACACAUUCCCUGAGACGCCCUGAUGAAGGCACGCACGCAUCACAUGCACACGGGAGACGCAUAUAUGCAACCCAACACACACGCCUCAGCUUGCUCAAUCAACUGUCCGGUCACUCACCUGCCCCCUGUCUCAGUGAGCGUGAAGUUUCCAAUUGAUGGCUCUGGUGGGUCGUCAUCUAGCUGCUGAAAGAAGACAGGCGACUCCCCCGGAGCAACGUCCCUCGACACGCUCCCCUCAAUCACGUCGAGACCUUCAUCUUCUUCGCCAACCGGCGCCGCGGUCGUCACGUCAGUACCCUCUUCUUGCAGCCUUCUGCCGGAUGCGGCUGUGUCAGUAAGCGUGAUGACGUCCGCAGACUUGAGGCACUCCUCAGAGUUGGAGGCGCAGGGCGAGUAGCAUCCGUUGUCCCAUACGAUGGAGGUGAUCUUGCCCUUGUCCAGGUUGAUCACGGCGUUGACGAAGGGCGCGACGUACUUGUCGGUCGCCCAGAUCUGCGGACACGACACCCUCUCCCGCCGCCGGUCAGUGUCGCUGUUGCACUGAGAGAGGCGCGCCGACAGAAAACAAAGAGGGAGGCAUCUGUCUGUCAGAUGUCGUGUGUUGGUGGUGGGGUUGUCUUUGAACUCACUUUGUAGGGCGACGCAUCGUCGAUUUUGAGGGCCAUCCACGUGUACACAGGUGUCACUGCUGUUCUGUUCCCGUCGGGCACGCUCUCUAUCAGGGCCUUCUGGGCUGCAGCACAGCACAGCACAGCACAGCGCAACACAACGCAACGCAACGCAUCACAACGCACGGACAGCCGGUCGCCUUGAUGCCUUCCUUCACAAUGGAUGGUGUGUGUGUGUGUGUUGUGUUUGUCGGCCUUACUUCCUUUGAGCACCAGACCAGUGUAUCUGUCCACUUGUACUUCGAAAGCCAUGAGCUGUGGGAAAGGAUGAGUGCUCACAAACACACACAGCUGCACCUUGUCGCCCUGCACACAGACAACACAACACACAGAGGACACCAGUGCACUCUCACUGACAUGGGCUGAUCUCGUUCAUCUCCUACAUCUCCUACAUCUCAUACCAGCAAUACGCUUCCUGCAUCCUUGACUCUGCAGCUGAAGCUCAAUUGGUCGGGCUGGGUGUUGUUUUGGGUGUCGUUGUUCUGACCCAUGCAUCUCCACAAACACCCGAGAGCCAACAGCACAUACAGGAAUAUCCUCUUCGUUGCUCGUGUGAGCGCCAUGUUCGCUGCCGAUAAUCUCCACGCCGCGGCCAUCGAAGAUGCG
Vitrella brassicaformis is the source of this 1807-nucleotide messenger RNA. The record is from the annotation of a GenBank genome assembly. Lineage: Eukaryota; Vitrellaceae.